Molecule: messenger RNA, 3582 nt
Organism: Laetiporus sulphureus 93-53
Lineage: Eukaryota; Fungi; Basidiomycota; Agaricomycetes; Polyporales; Laetiporaceae
Exons: 10
Coding region: 1-3582 (1193 amino acids)
Molecular function (GO): ubiquitin binding; identical protein binding; protein-macromolecule adaptor activity
Source: RefSeq, a predicted model, not a curated record
AUGUCUGACCAGGAAACAUAUCUCGCCGUUCUCAAAGCUUCCUACGAUUAUGAACCACAGCCAGACGCCAGUGAUGAGCUGGCCAUCAAAGAGGGUCAGAUCCUCCUCCUUCUCGAGCGCACGGACGAGGACUGGUGGAAAGUCAAGUUGAAACCAGAAUCGCAAGAGGGGGAUGGGUCGGUUGGGAUGGUCCCGAAGGCGUAUAUGGACGAGGCCGAGCAUAUCUCCGUCGUCAAAGCGCUAUAUGAUUACGAGGCCACGCAAUCCACCGAACUGACCAUCAAGGAGGAGGAGCUCCUAUACGUCUAUGACAAGGAUGACUCGUGGUUGCUGGUACGGAAGACAUCAGAUGAUACCCAAGUCGGCUAUGUGCCGGGGAACUAUGUCGAGGAGGUGAAUGGUGAAGAAGCCUCCAGCACGCUUGCCGCUGCACCGCCUGCCUUAUCACAGAUCGUUAUUCCUCCAUCGCCAUCACGUCCAGUGAGCACCUACGUGGACCCCGCUGAUCUUGUAGCCACGGUCCCAACGAAAGCGCAGGCUGACGACAUUCAGACGUGGGCGAUCUCAGAGGUCGACAAGAAAGGCAAGAAGAAGAAGGGUACGCUGGGCGUCGGGAAUGGUGCCGUCUUUUUCGCGAGCGAGUCUGACAAGACACCUGUGCAGAAAUGGCAAACCGCUGACAUUCAAGAUGUGCGGCUGGAAAAGUCAAAGCAUGUUCACAUCGAUAUUGGAGGAGCCGAGCCCAUUGGCUUACACUUCCACGCCGGUUCAAAGGACAUCGCAGAGGCAAUCAUGGCCAAGCUCAAGUCCUCGCGGGCGCUCUCCACCCCUGGCACCGCCGGCCCAUCCGCUGUUGCAGUUGGAGAAACGACAGAGCCGGAGUCCCCGCCGUUGGCUCGGCGCAGCAGUCCGCAGAAAGCUGUGCACUUUGAUGCAGCUGAGCCUGCAAUCAUACCUCCAAGAGAACCGUCAGAUGACGGGGACGAAGAAGAACAGCCGCCCGGUGAAUUGGGCGUGGUGCUUUAUGACUUCGUCGCUGACGGAGAAGAUGAACUAUCCGUUGUGGAAGGCGAGAGUCUCUACGUUCUUGAAAGAGACAGCGAUGACUGGUGGAAGUGUCGGAACUCAUCCGGUGGGGAGGGCGUCGUUCCAGCGCAAUAUGUCGAGCUCGUGAACGGAGAGACGGGCGCUUCGGCAGCGGUCAUCGAGGACAAAGAUGCAGCUGCAGCAAGAGAGGCCUCGGAGCGCGCAGAGGCAGAGCGCCAGGAGAAGGCACGCGAACAGGCGGAGCGCGAGCGUGCUGAGAGUCAGCGCAAGAAGGAGGCUGAACAACGUGCAAAUGCGGCCGCUGCUGCCGCCGAGGUUGACAGGAAACGGCGCGAGCAGGAGCGUACAAAGCAGCAGGAAAAUGCUCUCGCUGCCGCCGCCGCCCCUUCCUCGGAUUCUCGCAAGAAGAAGGGGCAAGAGGAGGCAGAACGCCCAUCAUCGGACUCGCAACGUAAGAAGACAAAUGGGGACUCGCCUAGCUCGUCGCGCAAUUCGAUCGAGAGACGCGGCCCGCCUCCAGAUCGCACGCGUGUCUGGCACGACCGAACAGGUCAGUUCCGUGUCGAGGCGGCGUUUUUAGGCUUUAAAAAUGGCAAGUUGCGCCUGCACAAGAUCAAUGGGGUCGUCAUCGAGGUCCCAGCGGAGAAGAUGUCCGCAGAUGACCUGAAGUACAUCGAGAAGCAAGCGAAGAAGUCUGAUUCUUCGCGCAAGGCUGAUGAUGAUGACGAACCGCUAGAGCUACGCAGACGAUCUCUGCUACCAGAGACGAUGCGCACAGCAUCGUCGACGCCGAAGAAGCCGACCGUUGACUGGUUCGAUUUCUUCCUCAACGCCGGGUGUGAUGUGGAUGAUUGCACGCGUUAUGCAUCUUCCUUUGAGCGGGACAAGAUUGAUGAGGCCAUCCUGCCGGAUAUCACAGAGUCAACAAUGCGUACACUUGGGUUGCGCGAAGGCGAUAUCAUCCGUGUGAAGAAGGCAAUUGACCAGCGGCAGCUCAAGAAGCAGUCUUCCUCGGAUGUCACACAGGAGCAGAUGCGCCGCGACGAGGAGCUUGCGAGGCAGCUGCAGGCUGAAGAGAGCGGAUUGAACAGUGAGAAGACACGCAGCCAGCCUCCCAACCUCUUCGCUGCGGGACCAAAUGGGGCCCUCAAGAACAAUUCAAUGCGGAGGGGCCGUCCUCAGCCGAGUAAGAGCACGCCGCCUUCCAAUGUCGUCCUGCAGUCAAUUACGACCGCGUCAGAUCAGAUUCAGCGUACUGACUCUCCGCAGGUGGGCAGUCCAGAGACUACGACUGCUGUCGCUCCUCCCGCUCCAGCGCCGUCUGUGCAGCCUCCAUCGCGAUCCAGCUCGGCUGCUCCUGUUGUCGGCGGCUUUGAUGACGACGCAUGGACAAACAGGCCAAGCUCAACGAAACCGACUGCGCCCACCCCGCCGGCUGUUGCACCCAGGGCGCCUUCUGCGCCUCCCGCACCUUCUGCGCCACUUCUGCCACCUGUUGCCUCUGCAGCUCCUGCCAGUACUACCUCUCAGCAAGCUACUGGAACAACAUUAGCGAAGACCGACAACGAUAUUUUCGAGCAAUUGGCACGUCUUAGUCAACUGCGUACUACACAGAGCCCUGCGAUCCAGACCCCUCAGCGCGCUCCUUCCGUUCCUAUUUUCUCUCCAGUAAGCUAUCAGUCAGGCCUAGGUAUGGGUCCAUCUCCCGCACCUAUGGGGCAACACUUGCAGAAUCAGCAGACGGGCAUGGUACCAUCACUUCAAACAGCUCAGCUGACCAACGGUCCUCGCGGCCCUCUCGCCCCCGUUCCUGCGAAUCAGACUUUAUUGCAACCGUUGAUACCCACGACAACUGGUUUCAACAAUUUCGUACCUACACGACCGCAGAGCGCACAGCCGCCUUUUCAGACACUACCGCAGAGCGUACAGUCUCCUUUCCAGACACCACCGCAGAGCGCACGGUCUCCUUUUCAGACACCACCGCCACUACCAUCCUUCCUCCCCCCUCAACCUACAGGAUUCUCCGGUGUUAGCCAAUCGUUCUUGCCACAGAACACAGGGUUCUCAGCCUCGGCUCCGAUGUUGCCUCAACCGACGGGGUUCGUAGGCAACAAUUUCCCUUCAUCUGGACCACUUAUGUCUCAGCCAACGGGCAUGCCCAGUGGCAACUUUGGUGCUCCCACUAGUGGAAGCUUUGGAUCGACGCCUUCAUUCCAGACUAGUGGCUUUGGACAGAUUCAGAGCAGCUAUAACCCCGGAAUUGGCAGCAUGCCGUCAUUCAACAAUGGUAUCAGCUCUCCCCCGCUUGCACCACCUACUCAGUCAACCGUAGCGAACACUACACCUGCGAAUGUCUUUGCCCAAAUGAAGAGCGGGACCUUCGCUCAAGACAACUCUUCGUCGCCGCAGAGUGCAGACAAGUAUAAUGCUCUACGUGUCAACCCAUCUCCGCUCACCGUCCAGCCCACGGGCUGGGGCUUCCAAGCGAUGAACGGUAGUGGCACGUUGGGUGGAGGAUACGGUUUCCAGCGUUGA